AGCAAGAGUAUUAUGUAUCGAACCGCGGACAGAGAUAAAAAGUAGGAAGCAGCCAGAAAUAUUUUUAUCUAAAGGUUGUUGUAAUUCAAGUAGUGGCAGAGUGGGGCAAGAUUAUACAACCAGGGCUCAUCUGCGUUCAGUUCACUGUCAACAGUUAAGUCUCGAUUGUUGUUUUAUUACCACACAACUCACCGUUGCAAUACUAACAUACAAUACAGUUAGUAGUCUUCCUUGUUAUAUAUAUUAUAAUCCACAGCUUAAACUAUAAAUUAUUUAACUCAAUGAAGGUUUGAAACGAGGCCGAUAAUUGUUCAGUGAUUUACGCAGUGUCAUUUUAUUAGCUGUCAUCUAUAUGAGUGACAAUGAUAACACUAAAUAAAGUGAUUUUACUUUUGUUUAUCGCUUUUUCAUGUGCAAUAAGUUGUAUAAGUGGAAUCGCGAGUGCUGAGAAAAAGUACAAAAUUCUCGGGUUUUUCAGCCACCCGGGUAAGAGUCACUUCGACGUUUUCAAGCCCUUGAUCGAUGAAUUAGCAAACCGCGGGCAUGAUAUUACAGUGGUGUCGUAUUUUCCGCGAAGUAACAACACUCAGAAAAAUUAUCAUGACGUAAGCUUGAUAAAUAAAUUCAAUCCGUUCGUUAAUGUCGUCAAUUUGAACCAAAUAAUGCAUACGCCGCUAACUAGCUUUUUAGAGAUGAACCACUUACGUAACAUGGGACUGCAGAGUUGCGAAGACGCCCUCAAUUUGCCCCAGGUUAAAAACUUGUUGAAAAACAAGCCCAAGUUCGACUUGAUGCUGACCGAAAUUUUCAACUCGGACUGUUCUCUGGCGGUUGUCAAUUAUCUCAAUAAUCCACCGUUUAUUGGGUUGUCCUCACAUGUCCUGAUGCCAUGGGCGAAUGACCGGAUAGGUAAUCCGGAUAAUCCGAGUUAUGUGCCACUGGUAUUCCACGGGUUCGCCCUGAAUAUGAAUUUUAUCGAACGGUUGGGCAAUGCAUUCAGUUUGGUGUACGCCAAAAUAUUUUAUGAACUUGCAAUCAAUCGAGCGACCGAGAAGGUUGCUGAGGAGGCUUUGGGGUUGUCGGGUAAGCGGCUGAGUGAUAUUGCACGUGAUACCGCUGCUAUACUGGUUAACACGCAUUACUCGUUGCACGGCUCUAAACCACAUUUGCCAAAUAUAGUGGAAGUUGGAGGCAUACACAUCAAUCCCUCUUCAUUACCAGGAGAGUUGCAAGAGUACCUCGAUAACGCUUACGAGGGAGUUUUGUUCUUCAGUUGGGGAUCUAUGAUCAAAGCCAGCUCGAUGAAUAAUGAAACGCUCAGUGAUAUUUUGGAGGUUCUUGGCAGUAUCCCACGGAAGGUUGUCUGGAAGUGGGAGGAUGAAAAUUUGCCAAAUAAACCUAAGAAUGUUCUUAUUAAAAAAUGGCUCCCGCAGUCGGCGAUUCUUCGGCAUCCAAAUGUAAAAUGUUAUUUGGCUCACGGGGGUAUGCUGGGUAUCAGCGAGGGUGUAAGCGCCGGAGUUCCUAUGGUGGUUGUUCCAAUGUACGGGGACCAAUUCAACAACGCGGCGGCUGCAAAAAACCGCGGAGUUGCUGUUGUGUUGGAGUGGAACAGUUUUAACGCUAAAACUCUGAGAUCUGCUAUUGAUCGUGUGUUCAACGACUCUAGUUACCAGAAAAAUGCAAAACUGCUUCAAAAGGCCUGGAGUGACCGGCCCGAGACACCGCUGCAGACCGCGGUGUGGUGGGCAGAGUACAUUGCUCGCGGAAACGCCAGAAAUUUUCUUAAGUCUUCCACCAGCUCUCUGUCUUGGUACCAAACAGCUCUCAUUGAUGUCUGCGCCGCUUUUGCAGUGAUAUUUUUAAUAAUUGCAUUUGUUUUGUACAAAUUACUCAGCAUUUUAAUUAGAAAAUUUUUUACUACAAAAAAAAGUGAUAGUCGCCGUGAUAAAAAAAAUAAAUAAUUUUUUUGUAAUAAUAUUAAAAUAAUAAAAUUUGGAUAAAUUACACGUCAAGAAAUUAAUUAUUUAUCGAGAUAU
This is a messenger RNA of Cotesia glomerata, 2036 nucleotides long. Its product is annotated as UDP-glucosyltransferase 2-like. The transcript is spliced from 3 exons. NCBI's taxonomy places the organism in Eukaryota, Metazoa, Arthropoda, Insecta, Hymenoptera, Braconidae. The coding region runs from base 363 to 1961 and encodes 532 amino acids. The record is from RefSeq and is a predicted model, not a curated record. Gene Ontology annotation, molecular function: UDP-glycosyltransferase activity.